This is a messenger RNA of Phlebotomus argentipes, 2224 nucleotides long. Its product is annotated as phenoloxidase subunit 1-like. The record is from RefSeq and is a predicted model, not a curated record. Gene Ontology annotation, molecular function: oxidoreductase activity. Bases 33 to 2096 code for a protein of 687 amino acids. NCBI's taxonomy places the organism in Eukaryota, Metazoa, Arthropoda, Insecta, Diptera, Psychodidae. The transcript has 5 exons.
UUGUCCAGAGAAUCUCUCUUCAGUGCUUCACAAUGUCCAACACCAAGGAUUUGGCUUUGCUCUUCCAGCGCCCUUACGAGCCCAUCUUCGGCGUGAAGAGUGACGAAACUGGUAAGGUGAGGGUGGAUGUACCACCAGAUUACUACACUGAGAAGUACCAGGAUGUCUCGACGGAGAUCCAGAGUCGUUUCGGCGAGGACGAUGUGAACCGGACAGUACCAGUGUCAUCACGCGCUCCGCCAAAUCUUGACUUUGCCGAGGAGUUGCCCAGGAAGAAGCCUUUCUGCCUCUUCAAUCGAAAGCACACACAAAUUGCCGGACGCUUGAUUGAGAUUUUCUUGGACGCACCAGAUACGGACACUCUCUUUUCGUACGCUUCUUAUGCUCACGAUCGCGUAAAUCCUCAAAUGUAUCAAUACUCAUUGUCUGUGGCUAUGCAACACCGCGCUGAUACGCAAAACACGCCGAUUCCAUCAGUGGCUGAGACCUUUCCCAAUCAGUUUGUGGAUCCCGAAGUUCUUCCUCAAGCUCGUGAAGAAAAUGCCUUCGUUCCUGAUGGCGUGAGGCGUCCCAUCGUCAUUCCGCCCAGUUACACAGCUUCUGAACGCGAGGAAGAACAGCGAUUGGCGUAUUUCCGUGAGGACAUUGGCGUGAAUCUUCAUCACUGGCAUUGGCAUCUUGUCUAUCCCGGUGAUGGACCGGAGCGGGUUGUUCGCAAGGAUCGUCGAGGAGAGCUUUUCUACUACAUGCACGCUCAAAUCAUCGCUCGUUACAACAUUGAGCGUCUCUGCAACCGUUUAGCCCGAGUGCGACGCCUAAACAAUCUUAGAGAAGCUGUUCCGGAAGGAUAUUUUCCUAAGCUUUCUCGUUCUUCCAACAAUCAAACUUAUCCACCAAGAUUCGCAGAUGUUACUUUAAAAGAUAUCGACCGGCCUGAAGACAAUACUCAGGUGCAAAUUUCUGACUUGGAAGGAUGGCGUGAUAGAAUCUUACAGGCCAUUGAUCAAGGAUAUGUUGAAACGCCAUCAGGUCAGAGACUUCAAUUGGACGAAUCGCGUGGUAUAGAUUUACUUGGAGAUAUGAUUGAAGCUUCAAUCCUUUCUCCGAAUCCUCGUUUAUACGGAAAUCUCCACAAUAUGGGCCACAACGUGAUCGCCUACAACCAUGAUCCAGACAAUCGAUUCUUGGAACAGUUUGGUGUUAUGGGAGAUGUGACCACAGCCAUGAGAGAUCCAAUCUUCUACCGCUGGCACGCUUACAUCGAUCAGAUCUUCCAGAAGCACAAGAACACUCUGCAACCCUACACUCCCAACGUUCUAUCAUUCGAUGGGGUGACUGUUCAGUCAGUCGCUUGCCAAAUGACUCAGCGAAACACACCAGCCAAUGUGAUCUUGACAUACUGGCAACGAGGAGAACUCAAUUUGGGUGCUGGUUUGGACUUUGGCCCACAAGGAAAUGUUUUCGCCCAAUUCACUCAUCUUCAGCAUGCUCCGUUCUCCUGGAGAAUCACGGUUAACAAUGACUCAGGCGCUACUCGUCAAGGAACCUGUAGGAUCUUCAUGUGCCCGAGGACUGAUGAACGUGGAAUGCCUUUCACAUUCAGGGACCAGCGAGUUCUCAUGAUCGAAAUGGAUCGCUUCACCGUGAAUUUGAGUCCUGGAGUGAACACCAUCAAUCGUCGAGAUGAAGAGUCUAACGUGACAAUCCCUUACGAUCGAACCUUCCGCAACAUUGGAACUGCUGCCAGGCGUCCGUUAGGUCAGGAUCAGUUUAACUUCUGCGGUUGUGGCUGGCCUAAUCAUCUUCUGGUGCCAAAAGGCUCUCCAGAAGGCUUCACCAUGGAUACUUUCGUCAUGAUUUCCAACUUCAAUGACGACACAGUCAAUGAAAACAUCGAUGCAAGUGACCAGUGCAGCGAUUCUUACGCCUUCUGUGGCAUUCGCAACAAAUUGUACCCUGAUCGCCGGGCGAUGGGCUUCCCAUUCGACAGGAACAACCAAGCCAGAACUCUUCAGGACUUUGCAAACCAGACUUCUAACAUGGGAGUUGGUGAAUGCAGUGUUCGUUUCACAAACACUUACGUUGCUCGCACUUAAAUGGAUUGGAUUAUGAUGACAUAGACAUUUUGGCAAUGACUUUGGCAAACUCUUGCAUCUUUUAUGUUUAUUCUGCACAAUUCUAAUGCUUUUAUUAUUAUAUUCUUCAAUUGCUUUAUUCUACGCAU